CGUCAGUGCUUGCUUAACCGUUGGGCCGUUAGCAGGAGCGCGAAUAUACUCUCCCGGAGCUCUCCUCCGCUCCGACUCUCCCGACUCACUUCGGCGUCAGCUCCUCCCGCGUCCACCUCCCGCGCGUUCCGCAGCGGAAGAUCGCGGAACGCCGACGGAGAACCGCACCGUCUACGGCGAUUCCCCGGCUGACGAUCCGUCUCCGGUUUCGCCUGUGCAUUUUUCUCGGUGCAGCCGAGGAAGUUGGGGCCCGCUUCCGUCUCUGGCCAGAGGACUUUCCUAUUGGAACAUGGAAUGGCUAGGCAUUCUAUUGCUAUCGGGAAUAAUCUCAAAUGUAGCCGCAGAACCGUAUUACACUAUUAUUGCGCCGAAAGUGGUACGUCCUGAUUCAGAAUAUCAUGUAGCGGCGAGCACCACCGGCGUGUCGACGCCGUCAGUGAUAUACGUUGAAUUGACUGGCGAACUGGAUUCGGGAAAAACAUUCAACAUUUCACGGACCGCAACCGUCGAGCCUUAUUCCACUCAGAUCUUGCGAUUAGACAUUGGUGAAACCACGCCGGGAAAAUACAAACUCACAGCACGCGGUCUGUCCGGUAUUGAUUUUUCUAAAUCGAAGGAUAUCGAGUAUGUACAUAAAAGUUACUCCGUCUUCAUCCAGACCGACCGGGCGAUUUAUAAACCCGGUCACAAAGUUAUGUUUCGUUGUAUAAUAUUGGAUUCGAGGCUGAGACCGAGCAUUGUGGGACCGACGGACGUAUAUAUCGUCGAUGGCGAUGGUAAUCGUAUCAAGCAAUGGAUUCGGCCACCUGUGACUCAUGGUAUUUUCGGCAGUGAAUUGGAGUUGUCGCAUUCACCAGUGUUAGGAAGGUGGAAGCUUGUUGCCAACGUCGGCGAUCAGACGUUUGAAAAGGAAUUUGAAGUCGCGGAGUACGUUCUACCGAACUUCGAGGUGACGAUCGACUCGCCGAAGCACGUACAGUUCAAAGAAUCGAAAGUCACGGCAACUGUCCACGCAAAGUACACCUAUGGAAAACCAGUAAAAGGUGAAGCUACGAUAACGGCUUAUCCAGACAUUUUCUCUGGCGUGAUCCAACCCAUAUUCCAACAACCUGUGAGAAAAGUGGUACCGAUUAACGGAAAAGUUACAAUCGAUUUCGAUAUAUUGUCUGAAUUAAGAUUAACUGACGAAUAUGAAAGACCCAUUAUGAUCGACGUAGUGGUGGAAGAGGAAUUAACUACCCGAAGGCAAAACGCUUCGGCACAAAUAACGCUACACAAACACCCGUACACGAUGGAAUUAAUAAGAACAUCGGAAUAUUUCAAACCCGGACUGAAAUAUACUGCUUUCUUAAAAUUGACAUAUCACGACGGAUCGCCAGUACAGGACACCAAAAACGACGUCUUGAUAGCAUACGGGUACACAUAUAAUCAAUCGGCGUAUUCAAAUAUCACAAGAAAAUUAGAUGAGCAUGGCAUGGUGCAAUUAGACUUUUAUCCGCCUAAGGCAAAGGAUAACAUCUCCUUUCCUCUAAAUGUUGAGGCACAGUAUUUAAACCUCCACGAAUGGUUUCCCUCAACUAAUCAAGCCAUGUCCGUAAGCAACGAAUACAUCCAAGCGAUUCUGAAAACAGAAAAACCAACAGUGAACAAUUACGUCGACAUCGAAGUGAAUUCUACCGCACCGUUGAAAUACAUAAGUUAUGAGGUACUUGGUCGCGGUGAUAUCUUGCAUGCAGACUCGAUCUACGUGCAAGACAAGUACACGACCUCAUUCAGGUUUUUAGCAACAUACGUCAUGGCACCCACUGCACAUGUAAUUGUAUACUACGUACGGACGGAUGGAGAAGUAAUAGCGGACUCAUUAGACGUUGAACUCACGGGAGUGCUUCAAAAUCAUAUCGAUCUUAAAGUAACACCAGACGAAGUUGCGCCCGGAGCUAACGUUAAUAUUAUGGUAUCUGCGAAACCGAAUUCUUUCGUUGGAUUGUUAGGUAUUGACCAGAGAUCCAUGUUGCUGAAAUCUGGAAAUGACAUCUCUUAUGAUCAAGUGUAUAAGGAGCUGCAGUCGUACGAUAAGGCAGAAGCGUCGCCACACGCAGAUGCGUUCUUCGGCCGUCACCUCUGGAGGCCCGGCUCAGGAACAGCGGACGACGUCUUUCAAAAAACUGGCGUGGUAAUCCUCACAAACGGAUACGUCCACGAGAAUUUCCCUAUACGACCACAAAUUUUGGAGGGUAGAAUAACGGGCUCGCCUCACGGGUUGUCCACGCUUCGACCAGACCUUGGUCCACCUGUCACGCACAGAUUAGCGACAAGACCACCGUUGGCAGGUCCUUACGCAUUCUCUCGCAUCCCAACCCCUGUCUGGAAUAAGCCCCGUGUAUUCCUAAUGCAUGACAUCUUAAACACCUGGCUUUUCACAAACUUCUCUUCAGGGUAUAAUGGAAAAACAGAAUUACGACGCGUUGUACCAGAUUCCAUCACAUCGUGGAUACUGACUGCAUUUUCCGUCAACGACGCGCACGGAUUAGGCCUCAUAGAGGAACCCAGAAAGUUGAAAGUCUUCAAGCCCUUCUUCAUAUCCGUGGAUUUGCCGUACUCGGUAAUACGUGGAGAAAUCGUGGGGAUACAGAUUGUGGUGUUCAAUUAUAUGAAUAAGGACGUGACAGCUGAAGUUCUGCUAACAAACGAGGGACAAUUUGACUUCGCGGAAGUUUCUAAUGAAGUUCACGAUGUACCGAGUAAGUGAUG
Messenger RNA from Temnothorax curvispinosus, 2751 nucleotides. Its product is annotated as CD109 antigen-like. The coding region runs from base 290 to 2749 and encodes 819 amino acids. The transcript is spliced from 17 exons. Gene Ontology annotation, molecular function: endopeptidase inhibitor activity. NCBI's taxonomy places the organism in Eukaryota, Metazoa, Arthropoda, Insecta, Hymenoptera, Formicidae. The record is from RefSeq and is a predicted model, not a curated record.